This is a messenger RNA of Drosophila takahashii, 1064 nucleotides long. RefSeq names its product mitochondrial ribosomal protein S35 (gene mRpS35). Gene Ontology annotation, molecular function: structural constituent of ribosome. Gene Ontology annotation, cellular component: mitochondrial small ribosomal subunit. Gene Ontology annotation, biological process: mitochondrial translation. The record is from RefSeq and is a predicted model, not a curated record. Lineage: Eukaryota; Metazoa; Arthropoda; Insecta; Diptera; Drosophilidae.
AAAUACAAAUUAGAGUAGAAAACCAUGUCGGCCAGUUUGACUCGCUUGUGGGAGCGCCUGCCACUCAAAAAGCAGGCGGCGCAGAGCAGUAUCCGUGUUUUUUCCAACCAGGAGCAGCAGCAGCAGCCAGAAGUCGACGACGAUGAAGAAUUCCGAGUGCUCAGUCUGCGGACGGUGAAGCAGCAGUUCCAGCGGCGCCAGCAGGUGCGCAGGGAUCCCAUCACGCCGCCGCGCACCGGACGCAUGGCGGUGGAUCAGGAUUGGACGGCCGUUUGGCCAGGACCGCGCUCCUUCCAUCCGGCCAGUGUCCCCCUGCCACUUCGCCAGGGAUUCACGGAACGCGGAGCGGCGGCCCCAUCGAAAUUCGCCAACGCGGAGCUGAUGAAAAUACCCAACUUUCUGCAUUUGACACCGCCGGCCAUUCGUCAGCAAUGCGAAGCCAUCAAGAAAUUCUGCACGCCGUGGCCCAAAGGACUGGAAACGGAGGCCAAGUGGCAGCGUCACUUCCCCGUCGAGGUCACCACCACGGACUUUUGUCACAGUUUGCCCACCAUCAGGAAUCCGGAGGCCCGGAAGGUCACCAUCAAGCUAAAACUCUCGGAUCUUAAGUUCGAUUCGCAUGCCAGGGACAAGUUCCUGCGUCUCGUGGGCGAUCGUUAUAACAAGGAGACGGACAUCCUCACCUUUGUCACGGAUCGGUGUCCGCAAAAGAAGCAAAACUACGAUUAUGCUCUGUAUUUACUCACCGCUUGCUAUCACGAAUCCUUUGUCACCGAACCCUGGGAGGCCAGCAAAUCGGAGGCCGACAUGGAGGUCUAUCUGUUCGACAGCAACCAGUCGAAGCUCUCCGCCGAGGGAAUCCUCAACUGGAACGCCAAGGAGGGAGCGCCCAAGGUGGCUCCGAGUAAAUCGUAUGCCGAUUGUGUGGAGCAACUGAUUAACGAGGGCGAGAACGAGUAUAACCUGGGCAAAUACAAGGAGGAGGUCAAGAAAUUGCUGAACAUUGCUUAGAGAACUGUUGUUUUAACUUUAAACUUUAAUAAAAAGGAAAGUUAUCGAUAGAA